Calliphora vicina (urban bluebottle blowfly) is the source of this 3484-nucleotide messenger RNA. It is a transcript of the gene Myo61F, whose product is annotated as Myosin 61F. Gene Ontology annotation, molecular function: actin filament binding; ATP binding; microfilament motor activity. Gene Ontology annotation, cellular component: myosin complex; microvillus; cytoplasm. Lineage: Eukaryota; Metazoa; Arthropoda; Insecta; Diptera; Calliphoridae. The coding region runs from base 250 to 3354 and encodes 1034 amino acids. The transcript is spliced from 9 exons. Gene Ontology annotation, biological process: actin filament organization; vesicle transport along actin filament. The record is from RefSeq and is a predicted model, not a curated record.
CCCAAUUAUUGCGCCAAUGAAAGAACAAAUUGCCAAGAUAACUUGAGCGAAAAUUUAUUAACAACAAAAAACUAAAUUUUAUAUAUUCGGUUUAAUAAAACACUUCGAUCCAUUCAUACGUUUAGUGUCUAUAGACGUGCGGAUUUAACACAUUUAAACGCGCACAUAAUCAAUUAUAACAGAUUAAAGGGGCCUUAACUGUUAUACAAGCCAAACACUUCCUAAACAAAACAAUAAUAAGGAUACAAAAUGCCAAGACCUUCAAAACUAGCCAUGGAACGUGGUCUUCAUGAUCGUGAUCGUGUGGGUGUACAAGAUUUUGUACUACUCGAAGACUAUCAGAGCGAUGAAGCCUUCAUUGAUAAUCUACGUAAAAGAUUUCAAGAAAAUUAUAUUUAUACUUAUAUAGGCCAGGUCUUGAUAUCGGUGAAUCCUUACAUGCAAUUGCCCAUCUAUUCAGAGGCUCACAUUAAAGAAUAUAGAAAUAAGCAUUUUUAUGAAAUUCCGCCACACAUUUUUGCAGUUACUGAUAAUGCUUUUCGUUCCCUGAUUGAAGAAAAUAAAGGCCAAUGUGUUCUAAUCUCUGGCGAAAGUGGUUCGGGUAAAACUGAAGCCUCCAAAAAGGUCUUACAGUAUAUUGCUGCCUGUUCAGGUCAUCAAAGUACCGUUGAAGGUGUUAAGGACAAACUGCUGAAGAGUAAUCCAGUGUUGGAGGCUUUUGGCAAUGCCAAAACAAAUCGUAACGAGAACUCCUCACGUUUUGGCAAAUAUAUGGAUAUACAAUUCGAUUUUACCGGCACACCAAUUGGCGGUAACAUUUUAAAUUAUUUGUUGGAAAAAUCGCGUGUGGUUAAUCAAAAUAGUGGCGAAAGAAAUUUCCAUAUCUUUUAUCAGCUAUUGGCUGGUGCCACAGAAGAACAAUUAAAGGAUUUAAUGUUGACAAGAUCAUUAAACAAUUAUGCCUAUUUAAGUGAUGGUGAUAAUGGACUUGUUAAGACAAUUGAUGAUGCUGAUAACUUCAAACAAGUCCAACAGGCCAUGACUAUUAUUGAUUUCACAGCCCAUGAACAAAAAGAAGUCUUUAACAUUAUUGCCAGUGUUUUACAUUUGGGCAAUGUGCAAUUUGACGAAGAGGAAGGCAAAGCUAAGGUUAAAAAUGCGGAUGUUGUGAAAACGGUAUCGAAACUGUUGGGUGUCGAUUUGAACGAGUUGAAUGAUGCCUUGACCCAUCGCACUAUUGAUGCCAGAGGUGAUGUUGUUACUUCACCAUUAAGUCGGGAAAUGGCCAUUUAUGCUCGUGAUGCUUUAGCUAAAGCUGUCUAUGAUCGUUUGUUCUCUUGGUUGGUUACCCGCCUGAACAUUUCCCUACAGGCCAAGGACUUGCGUACGGCUCGCAACAAUGUUAUGGGCAUUUUGGAUAUUUAUGGCUUUGAAAUUUUCAAAACCAAUAGCUUUGAACAAUUUUGCAUUAAUUUCUGUAACGAAAAGUUGCAACAGUUAUUUAUUGAGUUGACUUUGAAAUCGGAACAGGAUGAAUAUAGACGUGAAGGUAUUGAAUGGGUGCCAGUGGCAUAUUUCGACAAUAAAGUUAUAUGCAACUUAAUCGAAGAGAAACAUAAGGGUAUUAUAUCCAUAUUAGAUGAAGAAUGUUUACGUCCCGGUGAUCCCACCGAUUUGACAUUCUUGGCUAAAUUAACCGAUCGUUUGGGCGAUCAUCCUCACUAUUUGUGCCAUGAAAAGGCUCCCAUACAGGUGCAAAAAACUAUGAGCCGUAAUGAGUUCCGCCUUGUGCACUAUGCUGGUGAUGUCACUUAUAAUGUCAACAGUUUCUUGGACAAGAACAAUGACUUGUUGUUCCGUGAUUUAAAGGAAACCUUGAGCAAGGCCGAUAAUAAUGUUGUGCGUGUUUGUUUCCCCGAGUCGGAAUAUUUGAAUAAGAAGAGACCCGAAACAGCUGUCACACAAUUCAGAACUUCUCUUAACAAUUUAAUGGACAUUCUGAUGUGCAAGGAACCUUCGUAUAUUCGCUGCAUCAAACCCAACGAUCUACAAUCACCCGGUAUAUUCAACGACGAAUUAGUUUUGCAUCAAGUUAAGUAUUUGGGACUUAUGGAGAACUUACGUGUACGUAGAGCUGGUUUUGCCUAUAGGAGAACUUACGACAUGUUCCUCAAUCGUUACAAGUGCUUGAGCAAGCAAACUUGGCCCAACUACAAUGGACCUGCCAAGGAAGGUGUUAAACUUUUAGUUAAAGAACUCAACUAUGGACCAGAAGACUUCCGUUUGGGUGAGACUAAACUUUUUAUACGUUUUCCCAAGACUCUGUUCGAUACGGAAGAUGCCUUCCAAGAAAAGAAACACGAUAUUGCUGCCAUUUUACAAGCUCGCUGGAAGGGACGUGUACAACGUAGAAAAUACUUGAAAUUGCGUGAACAAGUUAUCACCCUGCAAUCGUUCUGUCGCCGCUAUUUGGCCCAACAAGCAGCCAAGAAACGUCGUGAAGCAGCCGAUAAGAUACGUGCCUUUAUCAAAGGUUUUAUCACGCGUAACGAUCCACCCAAUGGUUACAAUGAAAAAUUCAUUGCCAAUGCCAAGCGUAUGUGGCUUUUGAGAUUAUCUAAAGAUUUACCCAAAAAAGUUCUUGAUAUGAGAUGGCCUUCGGCUCCUAGUCAUUGUCAAGAGGCCUCCACCUAUUUGCAUCGUUUACAUAGAUUACAUCUAGCACGUAAAUAUCGUUUGGCACUAUCAGAGGAAAAGAAGAGACAAUUUGAAUUGAAAGUUUUGGCUGAAAAGGUAUUCAAAGAUAAAAAGAGUAGCUAUCCACAAAGUGUAUCUCAAUGGUUUAAGACCGAUCGCAUUCCCUCGGAACAUAAUACUGCCAUCAACAAUUUCAUUGGUAACAACUUUAAUGGUGAAACCCUUAAGUAUUCCUCCUCCUGCAUUAAAUACGAUCGCCAUGGCUAUAAGUCACGUGAUCGUUUCAUACUCCUAAGUAAUAAAGCCAUUUAUGUAUUGGACGGUAAGACGUACAAGCAAAAACAUCGCUUACCCCUGGAAAAAUUAGACUUUGAUUUAACCAACCACAGUGAUGAUUUAAUGGUCAUUCGCAUUCCCCUCGAUUUGAAGAAAGACAAAGGUGAUCUUAUCCUGCUCAUACCAUACAUCAUUGAAUUCUGCACCUUCAUCAUUGAUACCGUGGGUACCGCCGAUGUGCUUAAAAUUGUGGAAAGAGAUUCUUUGGAGCACAAUGUGGUCAAGGGUAAAUCUGGUGUUAUUGAUAUUCAAACUGGUGGUGGUGAACCAGGUGUAAUACGCGAUAAAAGUGGGCAUCUUGUUGUUAUUGCUGGCCAAUAAUGAUGACAACUUAAAAAUCGUAUUAAAGAUUUUACCUAAAUUUGUAACCAUGGCUUUAAAUAUAAAUUUUUGUUAUGUACUAUUAUUAUACUAUUUUAAAAUAAACGAUUUUAUGUAAAUUUUGCUGCUA